Trypanosoma rangeli is the source of this 1488-nucleotide messenger RNA. RefSeq lists its product as uncharacterized. The record is from RefSeq and is a predicted model, not a curated record. The transcript has a single exon. Bases 1 to 1488 code for a protein of 495 amino acids. NCBI's taxonomy places the organism in Eukaryota, Euglenozoa, Kinetoplastea, Trypanosomatida, Trypanosomatidae.
AUGACAGCCGCGCCGCAGAGAUGCAGAGAGGGUAAUUCUUGGCGACACGCCGCAUCUGGAAGCGCCUUUCCACCGGCGCUUCCACCCAGGCAUCCAGCCACCGCAGUCGUUGGCAACGCCGACGAACACGCGGCCCCGCCCUCCCUCAUACGAGACAGUAAUGAGGUUGAGAUUUUACAGCACCCACUUAUCACAGCGGCCGAUUACUGCGACAGAAAGCAACUUCUUUCACAUAUAUCGUUUCUUAGUGGUCAGUUGCGGCGGGCAGAGCUGCUGUUGCAGAAUGCAUCCUGCGCGAUGGUGUCCGAUGCGGAGUUGGCCCGCUUCGAUCCAUUUCUUGCUCAGGAACACAUUGACCGUCUUGAGAGCUCCCUAGCACAGGUCGCCCUCUUGCGUGAGGUGGAACUGGAACGGAGUCGUGCACUGGAGGAGGAAUUGCAUGGGCUGCGCCUGGAGGGUAGUCGUCUGGUGGAGCGUGUCGAAAGCCUAGACAGUCAGGCAACGACGCUGGAGACAGAAAACAAACGGCUGAGCAAUGCUUUGUCCUCCGCCCAGCUUGAGGUGGAGCGGCUGCGGGUGGAGGAGACAACUCUGCAUCACCGGCUGUCGUUGAUUGAACAGUUGCAGGAAGAUGGCCAUCGCUACCAGGGCGUAAAUGUCAUUGUUACCCCACCGCGGCAGGCUGAGGCACGGCAAGAGUGCAUCCUGGCGAUAAAGGAGCUGCAGAUGCAGGAAACGCUGCACAGGUUUUCACUGCUGGUGGAUAUGUUAAUGGAACCCAUUUGCAUCGCCUUCGAUGCGGGAGUCGUGUGGAUCACGGAAACGCAAUUGCAUCGUGCCAGCGUGCAACUACACAACGCAGUGGUGCCUGGUUUCCCAAACGACAGCGGUGGAAUGCCGACAAGUAUGGGGGAGAAUAGCCCGCUUGUGGAUGUGGGGGAUGACACACUUCCACCUGCCGCCGUGGGCGUGGAGCCUUCAUGUGAACGGCAAUUGCGCCAUGAGUUGGAGGUGGUAAAGGAGCGAUGCCGUGUGGCAGAGCAGCAGCGGGAGCGGAUGAAAGGUUUACUUCAUGAAGAGCAACAGCGGACGGAGGGGAUGGCUAGAGAGCACUGCCAGCAACUCCAACAUGUCCAUGAGCAGGUGGUACAUGAGCGACAACACAUUAUGGAGAGUCUCAUGGUGGAGGUGGAGGAACAGAUGCGGAAUGCUUUCCGUGACGGUCGUCUCUAUGAGAAACGAGUUAGAGACGAAAAAUUUCAGAAGCGGAAAGCUUCCGCAAACCACACAGCUGGUGUUGCUGGCUUGGCGCAACGGCGCCGAGUGGGAAACCUGCCGCGUGAUUCAUCCAUGGCCUUGGAGGAGCAGACCGCUACUGGUUCUUGUAGCAGCAACAGCAGCAGGGGUGGUGAUGGGGCCGUGUUGUCCAGGGUGGGGGGAGAAACAGUGGAAGCUGGUUUAUUCUCUUUCCACAGUCAACAAAAAUAG